Penicillium soppii is the source of this 2538-nucleotide messenger RNA. RefSeq names its product translation initiation factor eIF3 core subunit c (gene nip1). NCBI's taxonomy places the organism in Eukaryota, Fungi, Ascomycota, Eurotiomycetes, Eurotiales, Aspergillaceae. Gene Ontology annotation, cellular component: eukaryotic translation initiation factor 3 complex. Gene Ontology annotation, biological process: translational initiation. Bases 1 to 2538 code for a protein of 845 amino acids. The record is from RefSeq and is a predicted model, not a curated record. Gene Ontology annotation, molecular function: translation initiation factor binding; translation initiation factor activity; RNA binding. The transcript has 3 exons.
AUGGCGUCGCGUUUCUUCUACGGCUCCGGCAGCGACAGCGACAGCUCGUCUGAUGAGGAGGAGGAGGUUUACCGCUCCGGCUCAGACAGCGAGGAAUCUUCCGAGGAGGGGUCUUCCUCAGAAUCUGAAUCCGAGUCCGAAGUCGAGGAUGGCAAGGAAAAACGCUCCGGUGCCUCCAGGUUCAUGCACGGGAGCGACAGUGAUGAGAGUGAGGAGGAGGAGAAGGUCACAGUUGUCAAGUCCGCUAAGGACAAGCGUCUCGAGGGUGUUGAGAGCACCAUUCGCCUGAUCGACAACGCCCAGAAGAUCAACGACUGGGCUGUCAUUGCCACUGAGUUCGACAACCUCAACCGUCAGAUGCUGAAGGUCAUCGGCCCGACACCCAAAAUCUACAUUCAAGCGGUAGCGGACCUCGAAGACUUUACCAACGAGACCGCCAUCAAGCAAAAGGCCUCGAACAAGAAGAUGAACGCCAGCAACAGCAAGGGCUUCAACGCGGUUAAGCAGAAGAUCAAGAAGAACAACAAGGAGUACGCGACUCUGAUCGAUAAAUAUCGCGCCGACAAGGAUGCCUUCAUGGCUGAGGAAGUCGAGGUGAAGGCCGCUCCUGCUCCCGCCCCCAAGCCCACCAGGGUCGAGAAGAUCGAGAACUUCGCCGCUGCUGCCGCCGCUGGCGGCGAGGACGAUGGAUUCGCUACCGUCGGCCGUGGUGGUAAGACACUCCAGUACACCCCGGAGAGCAUUCUCAAGCACCUCCGCAUUAUUGUCGAGUCCCGCGGAAAGAAGAACACCGACCGUGCCGACCAGAUCCGCACCAUGCAGAAGCUCCUCGAGGUUGCCACCACUCCCUACCAACGCAUCCGAACCUACAUGACCCUCAUCUCCACCCGCUUCGAUUUGACCUCCACAACCAACCAGAGCUACAUGAGCGCUGAACAAUGGAAGGCUGCCUCAGAGGAGUACUCCGCUCUUCUGUCAGUCCUUGAGGACAACCGCCAGUUCGUCGUCAGCGAAAGUGCCGACGAAUGGGAGGAUGAUGAGAAGCAGCCCACUGUUGAAGACGGCGAGAUUUUCUACAUCCCUGGAAGCUGCAUCUCUCUGGUUGAGAGACUCGAUGACGACUUGAACCGCAGCCUCCGCGAGAUCGAUCCCCACACACAAGAGUACAUCGAUGUGCUCAAGAGCGAGCAGGACCUCUACAACAACCUUGUUCGCUCUCAACUCUAUGUUGAGAGCCUCCAGGGCGCAGAUAAGAACGGACAGGACUCCAUGAACAGAGUUGUCCUCAGACGGUUGGAGCACAUCUACUUCAAGCCCGAGGUGGUCAUCAGCAUCGCUGAGGAAUCCAAGGACAAGGCUGUUCCCACAAAUUUCAAGUCCGCCGUUACUCUUGGCUCCACAGUCGGAGAUAUCCAGAGCCUUGUUGCUGCCAUUUGCAACUACUUGUUCCAGCACAGCGAUGGAAUUCCCCGCGCCCGCGCCAUGCUCUGCCAGAUCUACUUCCUCGCCUUGCACGACCAAUACUACAAGUCUCGCGACUUGAUGCUCAUGUCUCACUUGACUGAGAACAUCUCCACCUUCGACGUCAGCACCCAGAUUCUGUUUAACCGCACCCUUGUUCAGAUUGGUCUCUGUGCCUUCCGUGCUGGUCUCAUCUACGAGGCCCAGAACACCCUCGGUGAGAUCUGCGGCAGCGGUCGUCAAAAGGAACUUCUCGCCCAGGGUAUCAUCAUGCAGCGCUACUCUACCGUAUCCCCCGAGCAGGAGCGCCUGGAACGCCAGCGCCAGCUGCCCUUCCACAUGCACAUCAACCUCGAGUUGCUCGAGUGUACCUCCUCUUCCCCCGAGCUGCGCCGCCGCAUGAUCUCCAAGACCUUCCGCCGCAUGUUGGACUACAACGAGCGUCAAGUGUUCACCGGACCCCCCGAGAACACCCGUGACGGUGUGAUCGCCGGUGCCAAGGCUCUCGCCGCCGGUGACUGGAAGCUCUCCGCCUCUACCUUCGCUGCGAUCAAGAUCUGGGACCUCAUGCCCCAGCCCGAGAAGAUCAAGGCUAUGCUGUCUCAGCAGACCCAAGAGGAGGGUCUGCGCACCUACCUCUUCACCUACGCCCCUUACUAUGACAGCCUCUCUAUCUCCUCCCUGGCCUCCAUGUUCGAGCUUGAGGCCAAGAAGAUCAUCUCCAUCAUCUCCCGCAUGAUCUCCCACGAGGAGCUCGCCGCCGCUCUCGACCAGGUCAACGACGCUAUCAUCUUCCGCAAGGGCGUCGAGCUCUCCCGCCUCCAGUCCCAGAUUGUCACCCUGGCCGACAAGUCCACCAGCCUCCUCGAGUCCAACGAAAAGACCCUCGAGCAGCGCACCCAGGGCAUGGCCAACGCCUUCCAGCGCGAACACGGUCCCGGUGCCCGUGGUGGCCGCGGCGGCCGCGGCGGUGGUCGUGGUGGUGGCCGUGGAGGUGCUCGCCUGCCUCAGAGCGAUCGUCGCCCCGGUGGCCAACAAUUCGGUGGUGGUGCAUUGGGCGCAGCGAUCAAGGCUUAG